Penicillium daleae is the source of this 753-nucleotide messenger RNA. RefSeq lists its product as uncharacterized. The record is from RefSeq and is a predicted model, not a curated record. Lineage: Eukaryota; Fungi; Ascomycota; Eurotiomycetes; Eurotiales; Aspergillaceae. The coding region runs from base 1 to 753 and encodes 250 amino acids. The transcript has a single exon.
AUGUUACCAAUCGUCAUUUUUGUAUGGAUUGUCACCCUUCCCUACUCGUUCUACCACUCGUCCCCGAACUGGGGCAUACGAAAGAAGGACAUGCCGCCCGUUCAGCUCUACCUGGACCACUUCUACCGCUUACACCCGGACCUUGUAGCUGGUCUUCACUCGAAUAUUGAGCGACUACUACCAAUCACAAAAGACCCUUUUCUGCCCCAGAACACACGCUAUUGGCCAACCGAAUACCACUCCAACACAGGUUCGACAGAAUUCACAGCGCUGUUCCCCAUCCUCGAAGACGCAGGCUGGCCGCGGCGCGUCGUCUGGACUUUUCUACGGGACGAGGUGGAGAAGAAUACGGUGGAUCUAAAGCUAACCGAGGCCCAAAGGGGCGAAUUCGCGAACGUGAUGGAGAAAAUGUGCAGUCAUCAUUUAGCCGGAUAUGCGGAGAAGUUGUUGCACAAGGUCUUCGGUGCGUGGAGGAAUAAACAGGUUCGGAAGAUGGUGUUUAAUCUGGAGCCAUUGACUGAUCUGCACGCGGUGAUCCCUGCGUCGCUGGACUCUCUGGACUGGGUGCUGCGACGUGGAAGUGUGGUCACGCCGAACCCGGCUGAUGUGUGGGAGUCAUACCAUCGGUUAUCUCGCUUGUCAAAGUUUUCAGCUAUAUGGGGGUGGGUCGGUCAGGGGAGGACUCUGGAGGAGGCGAUAGGGACCCAUUGGCAGAUUUUGGAUAUGAGGUUAAAGAUGUCUUGGGACGAGUAA